GCGACACAUUUCUUGGAACACGCUAGUUUUCUUUUCCACCAGCUCUUACAAGUAAAAAUUUCAUUCUUCCACCACCUACAUGGUAAUCAAAAGCUUCAAAAUUUCCAUCUAACUUGACUCAAAUGGAGCGACAGGAAGAGCAAGAAGAACAGCUAAUAUGGAAAUCAGAGGCAGAAUCAAUGGUUUCAGUCACAAUCGGCCGAGCCAUGAGCACUCUCCUCACCGCCCGUCCCAAAAAGCUCCACCACUCCAUUUCUCGCCUCUCCCCCGACUUCUCCAACAAAACCUCGCUCGUUUCUCUGGAUGAAUGCCUCUGGUUUCUUCACAAGUACGUCAAAGAUGCGGCUCAGAGAGACGAAACUUUGGAUGCGGUUCUUGUUCCCAUGAUCGAACACUCAUUGAAGUACAAGGACUUGAAGCAUGGCGGUCAACCUAUGAUACUUCUCAAUUGGCUCUUCCAAGAUGAGCUUCUUUUUCAAGCAGUUGCCAUGAAUCUUGCGAAUAUAAUUGUGAGGAAAGAUGAUCGGUAUAUAGCUUUUGGUUGGUGUACUCUUGUUCGGGGACUCAUGGAGUAUGAAAGUAGUAUGGAUCAGUAUUUGUUAAAUGGAAUAAAGGAGAAAUACAAUGCUUUGUUGAAGAUACUUUGCACUUGUAUUCCACAUCUAUCGUAUAUUGUACGUAGGGGAAGCUGUUUGCAGGAUAAAUUUGAACUACCUUCACGCCUUUCAGUGGCUGCUGCAGAUUGUUUAUUGGCUUUAACAGAAGGGUUGACAAAAAAGCCUGAUAUUCUUAGUAACAGGCCUAAAUCAUUAAGCUCCAGUGAAUCAAACUGUCCUGUUACUUUAACAGCAUCUGGCAUUGAUGAGAGGAAGGUGAAAGCUACACAUAAAUCUUCUGAAGUUUUAACCAGGGGCGUGGAGUUUUUGUUAUGGGAUCAUCUAGAAGAUCUGACUUAUUUAGUGCAGAGACUUCUUGCAUGGAGCAGAAAAAGUCGUCCGUUACAUGCUAAAGGAUUGGAGCAGGUGCUUAAGUGGUUGCAGGAGAUAAAAGUGCAUUAUGGUGGCCUUCAAGAUGAGGCAGGAUCAAAGAUACAAAAGACUGGAGCAUUGCUACUCUCUUCAUGUUGGAAGCAUUAUGGCAUGCUAUUGCACUUGGAAGAUCACAAAUUUACUAAGCAUUACAAGGAAAUGUUGGACCAGUACUUGUCAGGCAUCCAGUACUACACAAGCAACCAUGAUGAGAGGCAUGCUGAGAGCAAGGAUGAUGGUAUAGAAACCAGAAAGUUUUUCCUGAAUUGCUUAUGCCUUCUUCUGGGGCGUUUUGAUGGGAAAAAAUUUGAAUGCAUAGUGGCAGAAUAUGGAAAGCAGAUGUCACAUCUCCUUUUAUCACAGCUUCACUGCAAUGAUGACGAUGUAAUCAAUGGGGUUGUGAGUAUAUUCAAGGCUGUCAUUUUUAAGCCAAAACAUUCAUCUGGAAGCAGUGUAACUGACACCAAGCAGAUGGAUGCUGUGGUACCGUUGCUGCUUCACCUUCUUGACGAGAGAGAUGGUGCAGCUAGAGCCGUUGUUAUGCUCAUAGCAGAAUACUGUUCCAUAACUGCUGACGGUCACUGUCUUGAAGAAGUUCUUAAACGCCUUGCUUCUGGAAAUGCUAUUCAGAGAAGGAAUGCGUUUGAUGUUAUAUCAGAACUAAUUCACAUAUUGACAGAUGCAGCACAUUUAGUUUCUCAUUCUGCCUGGCAAAAUAUAGCAAAUAAUUUACUUUUGUGCCUUGGAGAUGAAGAAACUGCAAUCUGGGAACAAACAUCCAAUUUGCUUCCUCUGAUUGACCCAUCAUUUGUGUUGCCUGCAUUAGUUCGUCUUGUUUGCUCAUCAGAUGAAAAGAUACAACCAGCAGCUGCUGAAGCCUUUGUUAGAGUGCUCAAGCAUCAUAAUCAGAAACCUGAAGUUGUGUUCAUGCUGCUUGACAGUCUUAGCAACCUAAGUCAGGGUCUAGCUGAUGCAGAAACUGGAGCACAUACAGCGGAAGGAUCAAAUUUAGACUGUGAUAGGGUGCUCAGACUGAUCCCGGAGUGGUCUAAAACUGUUCAAGACUGGAAUAUCUUGAUUGGACCCCUGAUUGACAACAUGUUUGCAAAGCCAUCAAAUGCUACUAUUGUCCGGUUUCUGAGUCACAUAAAUGAGCAGUUAGCAGAAGCCGCUGAUGUAGUCCUUCAUCGAGUUUUGUUGCAGAUGAAAGGACAGAAAGACAUGAUUGAUGAAGCUUCCUUCUCUAGAUGGGAGACAAGAACCUGUACAAGUGAUGACUCCAUGAAAAUGCAGCAAUCUUUGUUUGAGCGACUUUGUCCAUUACUCAUAAUUAGGCUGCUUCCGUUGAGAGUGUUUAAUGAUCUAAAUUCCUCUGUCAUGUAUGGUCGACUUCAUAAUCAGGGUAUUAUGCAUGAAUAUAGUGAUGUCAGCAGCAUUGAUGACAUAAGUAUUGCUACUUUCCUCUUGAAUAGGGCAUUUAGUAAGUUUGAAUUUGAAGAUGUACGAAAACUUGCUGCUGAGCUUUGUGGGCGCAUUCAUCCUGAAGUUCUGCUUCCAAUUGUUUGCUCGCAAUUAGAACAUGCUGCAGAUUCUCAAGAUAUAUUGAAGAUUAAAGCUUGCCUGUUUUCAGUGUGUACAUCCCUUGUGGUAAGAGGAAAGGAAUCACUUGUGCAUUCUUUUAUUACUGAAAUCCGGAAAACCAUAGAAGUGAUUCUGUUAUGGCCUUCAUCUGAUGGUGAUGAAGUUUCCAAAGCCCAACAUGGGUGCAUUGAUUGUCUGGCGUUGAUGAUAUGCACUGAGUUGCAAGCUCCUGAGUUGUUUAAAGACCGCACCUCAUUGAGGAGCAACAUUGUUGGGAAGAAAGGCAAUCCUGGGGAUGCUGCCUCGAGACCCUAUAUCCUUAGACAUGUGAUCCAUCAAUUAAUAAAUGAUAAAAGUGAACUUAAACCCGUGUUGAAGUUGUGUGAUGAAAACUGUGAAACUAAGGCACCAAUUCCCCACUCCUUUCGUCUGUGCAUGGCUAAUGUUCUCAUCAGUGCUUGUCAGAAGAUAUCUGAUUAUGGAAAAAACCCGCUUGCAAAGACUAUUCUUCCAUGUCUCAUUGAUUCAGUUGAGGUAAAAAUGCAGCCAGAGAUUAGAGCUGCUUGCAUCCAGGUUCUGUUCUCUGCUGUUUAUCAUCUGAAGUCUGCAGUCCUUCCUUAUUCCUGUGAUCUUCUCAAACUUUCUUUAAAAUCCCUUGGAAAGGGAUCAGAAAUGGAAAGGAUGGCUGGUGCAAAGCUGAUGGCUUCUCUCAUGGGCGGUGAAGAUUCAAUUUUGGAGAGUAUAGCUGAUGGAUUAGUAGAAGCAAGAUGUGCACUUUCAGACAUUUCUUUAACUGAUCCAUCAUCUGACAUUCAACAAGUAUGUAGAAAGUUGCUAGCAUGCUUAACUUCUACAUAGCCUCUUUAUGAGUGUUUUGCCCGCUAGGAAAGAGAAAAACAUUACCAACUUCUUCAUGAGCUACAGUAAUACUCGGUUCAAUGCUGCUGUAUGUAUGGUUAUGGUGUAUAGAUUUUCAAAGUGUUUAUGGGGCUCAGCUUUUAUUGACCUUA
Molecule: messenger RNA, 3619 nt
Organism: Theobroma cacao (cacao)
Lineage: Eukaryota; Viridiplantae; Streptophyta; Magnoliopsida; Malvales; Malvaceae
Product: ARM repeat superfamily protein
Molecular function (GO): protein binding
Source: RefSeq, a predicted model, not a curated record